Plenodomus lingam JN3 is the source of this 195-nucleotide messenger RNA. Lineage: Eukaryota; Fungi; Ascomycota; Dothideomycetes; Pleosporales; Leptosphaeriaceae. The record is from RefSeq and is a predicted model, not a curated record.
AUGUACGUGUGGGCAGUACGUGGACAUGGUGGUAGUGCUAUCGUGGUAUACAUGUCUACCAUUCGCACCAAUAAUCAUCCGAGCAAGGGACAGAUUGGGCGGAAGUUGAGCCGAAAAUCGGUGCUUUCGCCGCAAAACGAGAAGAGCAGAGGCCGAAAGCCCAUUCACAAUCGCAGCUUCGGAAACUCGGAAUAA